Messenger RNA from Truncatella angustata, 1794 nucleotides. RefSeq lists its product as uncharacterized. The coding region runs from base 258 to 1547 and encodes 429 amino acids. The transcript is spliced from 3 exons. NCBI's taxonomy places the organism in Eukaryota, Fungi, Ascomycota, Sordariomycetes, Amphisphaeriales, Sporocadaceae. The record is from RefSeq and is a predicted model, not a curated record. Gene Ontology annotation, molecular function: RNA binding.
AAACAAGACUCAAGAUACGCCCUCACAUCCACGCGGCUGUGUGCAUGGAAGACGUAUACUAGGUGGUGGCGUGGCAGGCUCUAUACGCGCAAUCUGAUUGGCACGCUAAACAAGGCAAAACAUACCCACCGUGUUUGCUUGGCCGGGAUGACUGUUCCGCGACGACACUUAUGAUUUGCGAUGCACUGCACUAUGUUACUUGAACGCACUUGUAUUUGACGGGGCGCCAUCGACUGACAUGCAUCUUGUGUAGGAAAAUGUUCAUUGGUGGUCUCAACUGGGAAACGACCGACGAAUCUCUGCGAAAUUAUUUCUCCCAAUUCGGCGAGGUCACAGAAUGCACGGUCAUGCGCGACGGUGCAACGGGCCGGUCCAGAGGUUUCGGUUUCCUCACUUUCAAGGAUCCCAAGAACGUGAACACUGUCAUGGUCAAGGAGCAUUACCUGGACGGCAAAAUUAUCGAUCCUAAGAGAGCCAUUCCAAGAGAUGAGCAAGAGAAGACAAGCAAGAUCUUUGUUGGUGGUGUCAGCCAGGACACAACGGAAGCCGAAUUUAAGGAUUACUUCGCCCAGUUUGGCCGCGUCGUAGAUGCUACUCUCAUGAUGGACAAAGAUACCGGCCGGCCCCGAGGUUUCGGGUUCGUCACGUUCGAGAGCGAGGCCGGCGUUGACAAUUGCACCCAGCCCGGCCAAGUCUUGUCCAUCAAUGGGAAGCCUAUCGAAGUCAAAAAAGCACAACCCAGAAACAACAUGCAGGAAGAGGAAGCUGCACGUGGUCGUGGCAAGUUUGUCAAGAAGGGCGGUUUCGAAGAUCAGAACAACAACCAGAAUCAGAUGCAGAAUCAGAUGAACCAAAGUGGCAUGACCCCACAAGUCAUGGCUCAGUACAUGCAGAGGAUGCAACAAUACAUGACCAUGAUGCAACAGCAGGCUGCUAUGAGUCGGGGUAUGGGUAUGGGCAUGAUGAACCCAGCCAUGAUGCAGCAGAUGAUGCAAAUGCAGAUGAUGGCUCAGAAUGGCGGCCAAGGCAUGAACCCGGCUAUGAUGCAGCAGAUGCAGAACCAGAUGAACCAAAUGGGUGCUCAGAUGGGUCAAGGCGGACAGGGCGCCGAUCAGCAGCAGCAGCAGCAGCAGCAGCAACAACCAGGCUUCGGCAACCAACAACAGAUGGGCUUCGGUGGCCGUGGCGGUAGACGUGGCGGUCGAGGUGGUUAUGGAGGUGGCUUCGGGAUGGGUGGGGGUGCUGGCGGCGCUGGCGGCGCUGCUGUUGCUGCUGCUGCUGUUGCACCUACCGCUCCUGCUGGUGGUGAUCCGACAUCUUGGGAGGGCAUGUACGAUGACGUCCCCCAGCCAAAUUUCAAUCAGGGUGGCCGCGGAGGUUUCAACAGAAACAGAGGAAGUGGUCACCAAAGCCCUACGCCCAGCGACCCAGCGCAAGCACCGCCGCCCAAUGCCCCGACAGGCCCCAAAAAUGCUGGCAGACCUGGCGCCAAUUACCGUGGCGGUGGACGAGGAGCCAACCGCGGCUUUCACCCGUACCAACGCUAGGGGCAUGGUCAAGGAAUUCCUGCGUAUAACGGCCUUAAGUAGGAACCGACCGAUUCGCAACCGACGUUUUGGCAACGAUCCGAUCAGCGACCGACUAUGCAGCAGCCAGCCUCUCAGCGGGCCAGCCGCAGGGGAAAUCUCAUAAUCCAUACUGUAGCCACUCCCCCACCCCUACGGACGGACGCGGAAUGGUGUCCUCACGGUUUUAGGCUAGAUCUUGCACCAUACUAUUGUACCUACGGGUGCC